AUGAUAGAAGCACCUGUCUACACUCCACAAGAUGGAGACAACUGGAUGCUCGCGAAACUCAACGCUCAAUUAUCAGACUACAGCAAUAGUCAAAUUGUCGAACAUCUCUGUAAAGUUCACUUUACUAUUGAAGCAGUUUGUUUGGCUGUGGAGAGACAACUAUCUGAGAGCCAUCCAYUGUACGACUUCAUGCGUUUCCACUGUAGAGGUGUAUUCACUGCCAAUACUUUAGGAGGACCAACUCUCUUGAAGGAUGAGAAUGAUCUGGAUCAUAUUUUGGAAUUUGGAAAUGAAGGUGCUAAUUACUUGACAAAAGAAGCAGCAARGCUCAUAAACUGGCACGAUUUGGACUUGAAAAACAACAUCAAGAGAAGAGGAGUUGACGACAAAAAGCGUCUUCCUUAUUACCCGUACAGAGAUGAUGGUCUUGUGAUAUACGACGUCCUAAAUGGGAUGGUUAGAGACUACAUAAAUACAUUUUAUAAAGAUGACAGGAGCGUCAGGAAAGACUUUGAGCUUCAACACUUUGCUUAUGAAGUCUCCAAAGAAGGAAUCGGAUCGCUUCGUGGGUUCCCUGCCAGUUUAACUARCAAASCCACCUUGAUCAAGACUUUUACUCGCAUCCUUUGGAUAAUGACUGGYCAACACKCCKCCAUUAACUACCCUCAGGCAGACUAUGSSUCKUWYAUACCAAACCUGCCCACCAAACUCUAUGAUGUAGAAGAUGUGGCUAAGAAUAAAUUCUCUACUAAGCGACUGAACAACCGUAAAGGCUCAGCGAAACAGUUGUUCCUUGUCUCCGCCCUCUCUUCCUUCCGCAUGGAUCGUCUCUUUGAUUAUGGCCGCCACUUGAGAACAGAAGGAGGAAAACGUAUUGUAAACUACUACAAACACAAGCUGGAGGGGGACAUUGAGUCAAAAUUGCUCAAGAGAAACAAAGAGCGACUAGAACAAGGCCAUCUGACCUAUCCWUACUUUCAGCCYAGCUGGCUGACCAAUGGGAUACAAGCAUAAGCUGUUGGAAUGUAARCUAGGACYUUAAGGGGAAUAGRUUAAGAAAUAUUAAAAUGAGAAUGCCAGCAUAUCAAUUAGAUCGAUUUGGAUAUUCUCAGCUAACUCCACAUAUCCAUUACGCCUUUUCUUUUUUUUUCUGGGGGAUGUUAAAGUAAAGAGAUUUGGUAUUUCAUUAUCCAAAAUAAGUAAUCUAUAAACCUGAUAAAUAAGACAUCAUUGUAAACUCGGUAUAGACUAAUGGGAUGAUAUGACGAAUAAAAGAUUCAAAGAAAC
This is a messenger RNA of Exaiptasia diaphana, 1287 nucleotides long. RefSeq names its product allene oxide synthase-lipoxygenase protein-like. Gene Ontology annotation, molecular function: metal ion binding; oxidoreductase activity, acting on single donors with incorporation of molecular oxygen, incorporation of two atoms of oxygen. The transcript is spliced from 5 exons. Gene Ontology annotation, biological process: lipid oxidation. Bases 1 to 1014 code for a protein of 337 amino acids. The record is from RefSeq and is a predicted model, not a curated record. NCBI's taxonomy places the organism in Eukaryota, Metazoa, Cnidaria, Anthozoa, Actiniaria, Aiptasiidae.